This is a messenger RNA of Cloeon dipterum, 1479 nucleotides long. RefSeq names its product tumor protein p63-regulated gene 1-like protein. Lineage: Eukaryota; Metazoa; Arthropoda; Insecta; Ephemeroptera; Baetidae. The coding region runs from base 161 to 1141 and encodes 326 amino acids. The record is from RefSeq and is a predicted model, not a curated record. The transcript is spliced from 7 exons. Gene Ontology annotation, cellular component: cytoplasm.
CGCUCGCGGCGCUGCACUCCGGCCCUAGUCAAUCGGCCCUAGAGCGCAGGCACCGUUUUUCCUCCAGUUUUUAGGCUGACAUAAAGUGUACACACAACACACGGAGCCAGCUGGUGCGGGCGUUUAGCUAAUAGAAAAGUGUCCGGCCGCCGAUCGAGCGAUGGAUCGCGACGAGCACCACCUGCUAGAAGAAGGGCCCCUCGAGCGUUUCAAGGGAGCCACCUUGCAGAUACAACCUGACCUCACCUCCAGGAGUCCCAGUGCUUGCGGUGGUUUCACUCCUGACAACAAGCCGUCAAAGUUAGGAGCAUUGUGUCCAGUAUCAGUAAGCGAUUUGGAGGCCAGGGAGUAUUUUUCGUCGAGGGACAGCCUCGUCCACAGCGCAAUCGACGAGUGCGUCAGACUGUUCAUCAACACCAACACGGAUGGCGAACUGCUUGGCGCUUGGCUGCUCACGGAGAUCAGUCUGUGGGACACGGAAAAGGAGCGGAUCGUGUUGCUGACGACAAAUUCAAUGGUGACCAUCAAAUACGACUUCAUCGCGACCAAGGCGCUGGAGCACCAGAAGGUGCCGCUGCCCGCCGUGGACACGGUGGUGGUCGGCGAACUCAUCUACCCACCGGGCUCAAUGGUGCCGCGGUUGAACGGCUUGGCCAAUGGCGUCAUGAGCGUGGUCAAAGGCUGUCUUUUGAAACCGCUGCAAGAGCGGUGGACAACUUCAGCUUCACAUAUGCCGCAAGACAAUCUCAACCAACAACACACCUCGCCGUUCGAUCACGUCAAUUUUGAGCCUAGACCGCGAAACGUUAGAGGGGUGCGCGCUAUGUGGAACAAGGGCGAACCUGUGCCAUUCUCCAAGCGUUGGAACCCAUUCACAAACGAGGUGCCACUCUGUACCUACACCUCACACCCUCUUCUUUGGCACAAAGGAAGGGACGAUGGAAACACCAGAUUUGACGUGGAGAGCUUCGCGGAGCGACUGACCUUCGCACUCGAUCAUGCCUCCGCCAGUAACGGCAACCCGCCUUGCAAGAUUGAUUACCAGCCUAUUGUACUGCAAAACUAUGUUGGAAUUGGUUCUAUGAUUCACAACAGAAAUGCUCUUGGUUUCUUCAAAGUCAGAGGAAAAUUCAGCUUCUAAACCAAGAGUGGCCAGGCAUUUUUUCGCUUUGAUGCUUAUAAUAAGGAAACUGUGCUUUUUUUAAAUUUUUAUCAACUAAAAUAAUUGAUUUAUUAUUGUUAUUUGCUGAUGGUUGCAAAAAUGAUAGGCAGCGUAGUUUCUUUUUUUAUUUUUUAUUCAUGUUAUAUUGCGCCUAUAUAUGUACUUCCGUGCGACGAAUCAAAAUUCAUGGCUUUUGCUGAAUUUUUUUGAAUGUGUUUUAUGGCGAUUGCAUAAAUUUUGUGAUACAUUUUCUUAUAGUGAAAGAUGAGUAUUGCCUAUAUUGUAAGUUACAGCAAAAACAGCAACAACAACAACAA